CUUCUUUUCUCCGUCAACUCAACAUCAUCAAUGUCAUUUUACUAUAAUUUUCUUUCGUGCUUGCGACUUCAACGGAACAGAUCAUCAUCUAAAAUUAUAAAUUCCAACAGUGUCUUCCAUUAAUCGUCUCUAUUUUUUUCCAAUCAAAAUUCUCAACUUUUCCACAACAAGGAAAAAAAUUGAAAAACAAAUUGAAAAAAAUUAAUGAAUAAUUAAUUUACAAAUAGAUGAUGACAAGAAGAAUAACUUUGAGGAAAUAAUGUAUUUUUACUGAUCGAUGUGAAGAAUUUCGUGACGGAGUAGUGACAACAGUAUUGCAGAAUACUUUGAAGCAAACUCAGGUGUUCAUUAACGAAUAACCCGGAGAUAAUUAAGAUUUAAUGUCAUUUUUUCAGCGAUUCUUGGGUGCCAGGCAUUGGCAAUGUAUUCUGUGCUUCUUGGGCAUCACUAUUGCAUAUGUAAACAGAGUUUGCAUGUCCAUAGCCGUUGUGGCUAUCAAGGAGGAGUUGCAAGAAAAAGGAUCGACUCUAGAUGUUGGCCCAAUCCUGAGUUCAUUCUUUUGGGGCUAUACUGUAAUGCAGAUACCAUCUGGCCACUUAGCUAGAAUAUGGAGUGCCAAAAUGGUUUUCGCAAUUGGUGUACUGUUGAAUGGAGUCGGCUGUAUGUUGUGUCCAAUUUUCUUCGACGAAGGUGGCUGGAUAUAUCUAUGCGCAUGCAGAGUUAUCAUGGGACUCAGUCAGGCCUGUUGUCUGCCCUGUAUUCACACAAUACUGUCCAAAUGGGUGCCUCCAACCGAACGUGGACGUCUGUGCACUAUGACCUAUUCAGGAGCACAGUUUGGCACAGUUAUUUCAUACCCCAUAUCUGGAGCCAUGAUUGAUGCCGCUGGAUGGAGAAGUGUUUUCUACUCCUUCGGAGCUGCUGCUGUCAUUUGGUCAUUACUUUUCUACGUGUUCGGGUCCGAUUCACCAGCUGUAUCAACUCAGAAAUCUUUCUGCGGCAUCAGUGAUACCGAGAAAAAGCGCAUCGAGAAUGCCCUCGGGGUUCAUCAGAGUGAAGACACAGUGGAGCGUAGUAAGGUUCCCGAAACACCGUGGGGAGCUAUAUUGACGAGUCUACCAUUUUGGUCACUAGUAGCUGCACAUUGUGGCCAGAAUUGGGGCUUUUGGACGUUAAUAACGGAAACACCUAGUUACAUGAAGGGAGUGCUUAACUUUGACAUCACCGAGAAUGGGCUGAAAUCAGCGCUUCCAUACGUAGCAAUGUUGGUGCUGACAUUCCCAGUCAGUUGGCUGUCAGAUUGGGCCCAGAAAAAGGGAUUAUCGCGUGGUGCAUCACGAAAAAUAUGCAAUACAAUUGGCCACUGGGGCCCAGGGCUUGCACUCGUUGGUCUCUGCUUCGUUUCAUCUGGUGACACAACACUACCCGUUGUACUAUUGGUUAUCGCCGGGGGACUGAACGUCGGGGCAAUUUGCGGAUUCCAAAUUAAUCACAUGGAUCUGAGUCCCAAUUAUGCUGGCUUACUCAUGGCUUUCACGAACUGCGCUGCGGCAGUCGUUGCCCUAUUGGCACCUCUUAUUGUUGGAGAAAUUGUCACGGACGAGAGGAACGCGGACCAGUGGAAGAUUGUUUUCUACCUGUCCGGAGGUAUUUAUUUCCUUGGAAAUUUAAUGUUCAUCGUGUUCGGUAGUGGAGAGACUCAGGGGUGGGAUGACAUUCAAAACACUAAACAAAAGAAUGAUGGAAUGAUUAUCCAUCUUCGAUCGUCAUCAGCUGCUGCCGAAGACACUUUGAUUUUUUAGGAAUUGCUCCUCACGGCGACAAUUAUUUAUUCAAUACCCAGAAGACUUUGUUGUGAAAUUAAAGACCAUUACUGUUGAUGAAAAAUAUUCUGUUAGGAUAUUGUUGAGGAGACACUGUAUAUUUGAAAUAAAUUAUUUUGUGAUAGAAAA
Molecule: messenger RNA, 1952 nt
Organism: Diachasma alloeum
Lineage: Eukaryota; Metazoa; Arthropoda; Insecta; Hymenoptera; Braconidae
Product: putative inorganic phosphate cotransporter
Exons: 7
Coding region: 381-1802 (473 amino acids)
Biological process (GO): monoatomic anion transport; transmembrane transport
Cellular component (GO): plasma membrane
Molecular function (GO): transmembrane transporter activity
Source: RefSeq, a predicted model, not a curated record